AAAAAAAGAGUUAAUGCCUGAUGAUGAAUCCUUUGUGCUUGGCAGCUCUUGGAUUGUGCCAUUCACACUGCCAGCCCAGGUGGGAAACUUCAGGUGCUGUCUCUAAGAGGAAUAAUUAAAAAGAUAAUUUUUUUCCUGUGUGGCAGGUUCGUCUAUAUCUCUUUUACUGAAAGGUCUGCAAAAACAUCCAUGUUCUCACAGAAAACAGGCAACUGCCUUUUUGUUUUCCAGGAAGAAAUUUGAGCAGAUGGGUGAAAAGAAUUACUAAAUAACACAAAGUGCUGGUCUGAAACUGGCCGGAGACUCCUUACUAACAGCAAAAGUCCCUUGAUCCCUCUUUGCAGAGCACAUGGAACAGUCGGUCACUGGUUUGCAGACAUGGGAAGUGUAGGAGCGAGGAAAGCAAUCAGGAAUUUUGCAUCUGUCCAAACAGCACCAUGGGAAUUGUUUGGCAAAAAAACAUCCCCUGGCUCACAUUCCUGGCAGAAUUGACAGCAUCCUCACCACUCCAGAGAUUGUCUCUUCCAGUGCUGGUUCAGCCUUCAGUGCAUCCAUGGGGCACAGUGCACAGUGACUGAGCCCCUCACCCCAAGGCAAUGGUUCUGCUGGUGGCAGUAGCAGAAGUGCUGUUGGUGCUGGGUUUGGCUGUGGAGUCCCACUCACUCUGCUCACCCACCAUCUUUUACAAGAACUGCUGGAUCCGACGCUUCCCAGGCCUUCUGCUUGACCUGCAGGAAUCACAGAGGAGGGGAGCCCGCAUGCUGAAGGUUUAUGCAGAAGUCUCACCCCAACAGUGCAGCAGAACCUGCUGCCUUCUGAAGAAUGUUUCCUGCAACCUAGCAGUGUUCUACCAUGGAGCCAUCCACGAGAAUAGGAAUUGCCUGCACAUGUCUUGCCCAGCAUUGGAAAACUGCAUCCUGAAGGCUGGAAUCAAUGUCAUUUUGUACAACAUCACAACAGGGAUUGAUCCAGAUCUUCUUAUUUUUGAAAAACUGACAUCCAAAGAGCCAAAUAUUCACUCCUCACUGAGUGAAUACGAAAGGCAGAAUAGCACAAAGACCACCGAGGGGGAAAGAUGCCAACAGCACAAUGCCACAUCAAGUUCUCCUCUGCUCCAAGCUCCAGCCUCUACCACGAGCCAUGGCUUGACAUUAAACACUUACACCUCCAGCACAAGCCUCAUGGUCCAAAAAAACAAAGUUACUACUUAUUCCAGGGCAGAAACUUUUCCAACAGAUGACCAAUUUGCUAAGAGGACAAGCACAACUUCAGUAAGCACCAGGCAAGCCACCAGCUCAGACAAGGAGACCGAGCACCCAACUUUGACAUCCGGGUCUGCCGAUGGAGUAUCCCACAUGCCCACUCCUCCUCGUCUGAACAGCAGCAAACAACACCUGAAUGAAACCAAAGGCUACAGUGGUAGGAAUUCUACUUCGGAAAAUGAGGCACCUGCUUGGGAAGUGUCAGCUUUGGGAGUCUGGUUGAUUCCUGUUGUUCUUUGCUCUUCUCUCCUCUGCCUGUGCUGUUGCACUGUUGCUCUCACGACAGGGCGCUGCAGCAGCAGGAGAGGUCAAUAUAAGCCCGUAAGGAGAAGAACAAAAAUGUCAAGACAAUUCAUAAAAUAUACUACUGUCAAAAGUAAUUUGUAAAACACUUGUCAGCAUCCUUUUUAUGGAACAAAUAGGCUUUUAAAAAUGCAUCCUAUAUACCACUUUAUUUCUUUUACAGAAGCAAUGAUAUUUUUUUCAUAAUAUUUCAGUUAUAAUUUAAUUCUUGUCAGACGAAACACAA
Molecule: messenger RNA, 1791 nt
Organism: Chiroxiphia lanceolata (lance-tailed manakin)
Lineage: Eukaryota; Metazoa; Chordata; Aves; Passeriformes; Pipridae
Gene: MANSC4
Product: MANSC domain containing 4
Exons: 5
Coding region: 597-1649 (350 amino acids)
Source: RefSeq, a predicted model, not a curated record